AUGAAACGGCUUGGAAGGAGCGUUGACGGCUUCUGUUUUAGAACCCAAUUUGGGGAAUGAUUUAUAGUUGUGAUGAGGCCUAAUAAAUCAAUUGGGUUACAAAAACUUUUUCCAGUGAACAAUCUUGUUUUGUUUCUAAACCUUCUGCAACUUUUCUAAUGCUGCUGAAAGCCCUUACUGGAUCUUCAUGCUUAUUACUCUAUAAAACAUGAUAUCUGCAAACCAGAGAAGAAAAAAAUAACUUAUGAAACGAUUCGUUCUAUUGUUUUUGGAUAUAAAUCCUCUAUUAUUAAAGAAAAAACAAAGAAAAAGUAAACUUUACCUGAAACUAUUUCUAUGAAACUCAUAAAAAACGUUCAAACUGAACCCUUCAGCCUUAUGCUAAAAUCAUUCAUUGCGCAUUUCAAUCCCGUUUAGUUUAUGAUUCUUCGUCUACAAUGUUUCCAAAGUUUUAAAGUCGUCCUGAAAUUUCCAAUUGACCUUGCUCUGUUUUAUUUUUCAUUUGUCCUUUUGUUGAUUGCUUUGUCACUUACAAAUUAAGCAAAAACAAGAAAUAUCUUAUCUGCCAAAUAUCAAAAGCUCAAACGAGUAAGCACUCUGUUAAUCAUUUGUUCGUAGGAUGCGAGACAACCUCUUUCCCUCGUUUCUCUCUGACAAGGCUUUAAUGAGCAAUGAGCAACAAGGUGAAUCCACCAAUGUUUCAUGCGCCGUGCAAUUGCAGUAAUACAAACAAGCAGUUAAUGUUUUAUCUGUUUUAGAAUUUCAUUGGGGACAUCAUAAAUUGUUUGGAAUCCAUACUUCUUGUCUCUACCGGUUUCGAAAUCCCUAACAGCGACAUCAAACUUCACUGCGAAGGAUUUCGAUGGCCAUUUUGACGAUCUAUUUCUGCUUUGUCUGAUUGGUGUCGCUUUCCCAUAUUAUCGGAUUUACAAAUCCUAAGCUACGGCUGUUGCCGCUAUUCGCAUCAAGAACCAUCGCUAACAUUAUCAGUGGAUAGAAAAUUUUUUUUCUCCAUCAUCCACAAAAUCAUGAAUACAGGAUCAUAAAAUCUGAUAAUCUUUAUAUGUUGCUUAUUUGUUUUUACUCUCUCCUUACCUUUUCUGUAGCGUUGGAAAUUUGCCUCUUGUUUUUGGAUCGAUUUGGUUCAUCUGUUCCUAUUACAGAAAACUGCGCUAAAACCACCACCAUCUGAAUUGAAAUAAUUGCUCCUAUUUUCUGCUUAUGAAAAUUGUUGAACCGCUUUAAAACGAAUUUUGGCACUUGGGUUAGUCGAAUCUGACACUUUCCUAUUUGUUUGAGCUUUGUCUAUAAACUAUCAAUUGAGUCCUUUAAUCAAGUGGAUUCCUUUGUUGUAAACAACCCAAAAACGUUGUCAGCAAUAAACCAAAAGCAAAAAGAGCAUUUCAUUAGUUAAAAAAAAAAAGAAUCCAUUAGAUUCAUUGCAUAUCAUUCUUCUGGGUUCACCUGGCGUUACGGCUUUUCAUUUUCAUUUGCUAUUUUUUGGAAGCUUAAAAAAAUAAAAAAGAAUAACUUUUAAUUUACAGUAAUUUAUAUCUCCUUCUUCGUUUUCGUUUUUAAUCGAUCUUUAUUUCCAUAUACUGGGUGAUACUUAAUUUUGACCGACCAUGGCUGAUAUACAUACUAUCCCUACACCUGCUUCGCUGAAUCCUACACCAGCAUUGAAAGAAGUGGUGACAAACUACAUAACUUCUUUUGCACCCUCCGUUACUCCAACUGGAAGCAGUGGUGGUGAUGUCCGACACGAAAACCUCAACAAGUUUUUCGACAAUGGUAAUAUUAGUUGGAUGCUCACAUCAACAUGUUUAUGUUUAAUCAUGGUCCCGGGUGUUGCUUUUUUCUAUUCUGGACUUGCUCGACGUAAAAAUACAUUAGCCUUAAUUAUGCUCUCUAUGCUCGGUUUAUGCGUGACUUUGUUUCAGUGGUAUUUCUGGGGCUAUUCCCUUGCUUUUUCUCAAACUGGUACCUCCGGAUAUAUUGGUAAUCUGCGUCAUUUUGCCUUCAUUCGCACUUUGGCAGAUUACUCACCAUCAAGCAACUAUGUUUCCGAACUUGUAUUCGCAAACUUUCAAGGGAUCUUUGCGGCCAUCACGGUCGCACUGUUUACCGGUGCCGCUGCAGAGCGUGGCCGUAUUGGGCCAAUGCUCUUGAUCACCUUUAUUUGGCUCACUGUCGUCUAUUGCCCCUUGACUUGUUGGAUUUGGAAUCCAAAUGGAUGGGCAUAUAAGUGGGGUGUAUAUGAUUUCGCUGGUGGUGGUCCAGUUGAAGUAGGGUCUGGUUUUGCUGCUCUGGCUUAUACUGUCUGUUUAGGCCGUCGUUCCAAAUUUUUAGCUGAACAAUAUCGCCCUCAUUCGGUCUUGAACGUCGUUUUGGGGACUGCUCUCCUUUGGUUUGGCUGGCUUGGUUUUAACGGUGGAAGUGCUUAUGGAUCGAACCUUCGUGCAGCAAUAGCCAUCACCAACACAAACCUGACGGCUGCUACAGCAGGUCUUGUCUGGGUUCUUUAUGAUUACAUUUUCAAAACUCGAAAGUGGACUACGAUUGGAUUUUGUUCCGGUGUAGUGGCUGGUUUGGUUGCCGCAACUCCUUGUGCUGGAUUCGUGAGUCCUCAUACUUCUUUGGCAAUUGGUGCAAUUACUGGUCUAAUUUGCAAUUGGGCCAUUUUAUUAAAGACACAUAUGAAGAUUGACGAUGCCAUGGAUAUAUUUGCCAUUCACGGUGUUGCUGGUUUUGUCGGUACCAUUUUAAACGGUCUUUUUGCCGUUGACUACAUUGCAGCCAUGGACGGAACCUUUGUUGGUGACAAUGCCAUCCGAGGUGGAUGGUUCAAUCAUCAUUGGCGCCAACUGGGUUUGCAAGUGGCUUACAUUUGUGCAGUCGCUGCAUAUGACUUUGUUGUUACUUUUAUUAUUUUAUUUAUUGCAGACAAGAUUCCCUUCUUGCAGCUUCGUGUUACACCUGACGCGGAAGAAAUCGGUGUGGACGCUGACCAAAUUGGUGAAUAUGCGUUUGAUUAUAUAGAAGAGCGACGUGAUUACAAACAAUGGAAGAUUUCUCCUUCUGGAAUUCCUGAAGAAAUUGUUGUUUCUAAUGGAAUUCCCCACCCUACAGGCAACGUCGCGGCUCCCGGUAAAGUAUUAGAAGUAGCUGGUCAGCCGAAUAUUGAUUUUGCUGUUUAAUAUGUUGUUUGUUUGUUUGUUUGUAUUAAUCACAUGGACGAACCAUGCAAUGCUGAUAAUGGUUUGAAAUUUAAUACCCAACUAAAAAAAAUUCUACGUGCAUUCUGGACGGAAGUCUUAUUUAAUGCGAAUGAUUUUUCAUUUUAAAAUCUUAUUAUUUUGUUAUUAAUUAUUCAAUACUUGUCUUUUGGAAUUUAAAAUUCUAGUGAAAAAAUACGAAAGAAAAAGAACUCUCUUCUUCUUCGCCGGCUGGCAAUAGUUAUCAUACACUUACGAACCCCUUUACUAAAAUAAACUAAAAUUCACAUUGAUUUCUUUUCAUCUUAGUAUACUCUAUUUACGGUUUGUAUGUUUAACGUCUACUCCUU
Molecule: messenger RNA, 3565 nt
Organism: Schizosaccharomyces octosporus yFS286
Lineage: Eukaryota; Fungi; Ascomycota; Schizosaccharomycetes; Schizosaccharomycetales; Schizosaccharomycetaceae
Product: ammonium transporter Amt2
Exons: 1
Coding region: 1626-3197 (523 amino acids)
Biological process (GO): ammonium transmembrane transport
Cellular component (GO): plasma membrane
Molecular function (GO): ammonium channel activity
Source: RefSeq, a predicted model, not a curated record